This is a messenger RNA of Anguilla rostrata (American eel), 5999 nucleotides long. RefSeq names its product lipin 1a (gene lpin1a). Gene Ontology annotation, biological process: triglyceride biosynthetic process; cellular response to insulin stimulus; fatty acid catabolic process. NCBI's taxonomy places the organism in Eukaryota, Metazoa, Chordata, Actinopteri, Anguilliformes, Anguillidae. The record is from RefSeq and is a predicted model, not a curated record. The transcript is spliced from 22 exons. Gene Ontology annotation, molecular function: transcription coactivator activity; phosphatidate phosphatase activity. Gene Ontology annotation, cellular component: nucleus; mitochondrial outer membrane. The coding region runs from base 235 to 3066 and encodes 943 amino acids.
CACAUUGAAGCGGAGUUAUGAGGGUCAGUCAGUAGAAAGCAUUUUUAGCAGGCUUCAAGUAUCAGAUUCGGUCAGAUGAUGGGUUGCGUAAAAUGCAUAAACCCUAUCUGCAAAACACUAGCUAUUUAAUUAGCUACCACCGCGCAAUGUUUUGGUUUCGGAAUUGAGUGAAAAUCGCGCUACACCCUUGUCGCAGUAUAUGCACUGCUGCGAGACUGUGAAGAGACACAGACCAUGAAUUACGUGGGGCAGCUGGCAGGACAGGUGUUUGUGCAGGUGAAGGAGCUGUACAGGGGCCUGAACCCUGCCACCCUGUCGGGAUGCAUUGACAUCAUUGUGGUCCGACAGCCAGAUGGAACCCUUCAGUGCUCCCCCUUCCAUGUGCGUUUUGGGAAGAUGGGUGUACUGAGGUCACGUGAAAAAGUGGUGGACAUAGAGAUCAACGGGGAGCCUGUGAGUUUGCACAUGAAGCUUGGGGAGAAUGGAGAGGCCUUCUUUGUGAUGGAGACCGAGAAUGAUCAGGAAGUUGUACCCUCAUACCUGGCCACCUCCCCCAUCAUGUCAGAGGGUGCAGCCCUGAUGGAAUCACAGCUGGGAAAGGGUCUGGUCCGCCACUCCGAUCCUGUGACCGGGCCCUCUGUUCAGACCCUGGGGUGCCUGCAGUCCUUGGGUGAGAAUGGGACAGUGAAGAAAAGGAGGAAGCGCCGGAGGAAGUUUAAGGUGGACAGUGUGAAACGGGAGGAGAACGGAGACUACUCAGAGGAUGAGGACAUGUUCCCCAUUGACAUGAGCUCUGAUGAGGACAAGGAGCCUGAUGGCACCAGGGGUUCCUCGUGGGACAUGCACAGAGAGGAAGGAACCAUGGGGAAGUUGCCCAGCAGUGCUUUCAAACAAAGCACAGUGUAUGCCUGCUCCGAUGGAGACUGGACACCUCUGCCGAGCAAGAGGGCUGAGCACAAUGCCCAGGCUUGCACUCUGUCCCUCCCGGGGAGUGGGGGCCUGUCAGUCUCUUGCCCACUGCAAUCUGCUCUCUUCCAGCCCCUGCAAAGCCCUGGAAGAUCCCGCCCCUCCACCCCCAAGAGCGACUCAGAGCUGGUGACCAAACCCUCAGAAAAAGGCAAACAGGACAACCCCCAGAUGCUCUGGGCAUGGGGUGAGCUUCCACAGGCUGCCAAGCCAUCAUUUUUGACCCCAAAGCCAGAGUCCCCUAUGGUAGACCCGGUGUCAAUCCCAGUGUCGGACAGCACGCACUUCCGAGUGAUUUCAGGGGACUGUGCUCCUGAACGGCAGGAGGAGUGCCCCCCGCCCCUCACCCUGUACAUUCCCGAGCCCAGGGAUGGGGAGGGUGAGGGCGGAGCUUUCCCGGGGAUGGAGAUCGAGGGGAUGGGGUCUGCAGGGGCUCGUUUGAUGUCUGAAGUGGAAGGAGUGGAACAUGGUCAUGGGCCCCGACCACUGAGAAAGACAGAUUCACCCUCAAAGAAGAAAGACAAGAGGAGCCGCCAUCUUGGAGCAGACGGUGUUUACCUGGAUGACAUAACAGAGCUGGAACCUGAAGUGGCAGCGCUAUAUUUUCCCAAAAGCGAUGGGGGUGGGGCGGUCAGGGUCAGCUCAGACAGUGGGGCACGGAGCACCAGCCUUUCCCCCCAGUCGGCAAACAGCUCCGGAGUGGACAGUGGUGUUGACAGCUACUCGGACCAGAUAGGAGACCUGCCCUCUAUCGCCAUCUCUCUGUGUGGAGGACUUACUGACAGCAGGGAGAUCACGAAAGAGCAAUUUCAAGAAAAAGCAAUAUCUUAUCAGCAAUUUGCUGAAAAUCCAUCCCUCAUCGAUGACCCUAACCUUGUGGUGAAGAUAGGAACCAAGUACUACAACUGGACCACAGCCGCACCCCUGAUGUUAGCCAUGCAGGCUUUCCAGAAACCCCUGCCAAAGUAUUCUUGCCUCAGUUACAUUUACUGCGCACUGGAGCUCAUUCUCUGUUGUAUGUGCAGUGUUAUUGGGUACAGGACUGCCACGGUGGAGAACAUCAUGAAGGAAAAGAUGCCAAAGAAAGGAGGCCGCUGGUGGUUCUCAUGGCGUGGCAGGAACAACAGCGUGAAGUCGGAGUCUCCUUCAGAGCAGGGAAUCGGUGGAGGCGGAGAGCAAACGGGAAAGAUGGCUUCUGUAAACAGGCGGAAGGAAGAAUCGUCCUCCAGCGAUGAGGACCACAGAAGUGCCAAGCCGAGUCCCAGCUCUGCCCAGUCCGACACUCUGCUCACCCCUGGGGCUGUUUCCUAUAAGAAGACACUCCGCCUCACCUCCGAGCAGCUGAUUAGCCUGCAGCUAAAGGACGGCCCUAAUGAUGUGGUAUUCAGUGUCACCACCCAGUACCAGGGCACAUGCCGUUGUGAGGGCACUAUCUACCUGUGGAGCUGGGAUGACAAAAUUGUCAUCUCUGACAUUGACGGCACCAUCACCAGGUCUGACACUCUGGGCCACAUUUUGCCAACUCUGGGUAAAGACUGGACGCACCAGGGUAUUGCUCGCCUUUACCACAAAGUUAGCGAAAAUGGUUAUAAGUUCCUGUACUGCUCAGCCCGGGCCAUCGGUAUGGCAGACAUGACCCGUGGGUACCUGCACUGGGUCAACGAGCGGGGCACUAUGCUGCCACAGGGUCCUGUUCUGCUCAGUCCCAGCAGCCUCUUCUCUGCCCUGCAUCGAGAAGUCAUUGAAAAGAAACCAGAGAAGUUCAAAGUGGAAUGCCUCACAGACAUAAAAAACCUUUUCUACCCAAACACUCAGCCUUUUUAUGCUGCCUUUGGCAACAGACCAACAGAUGUGUAUUCAUAUAAGGAAGUUGGAGUCCCAUUAAACAGAAUCUUUACAGUCAACCCAAAAGGAGAACUGGUUCAAGAACAUGCCAAGACCAACAUAUCAUCCUAUGUUCGUCUGGGGGAGGUGGUGGACCACGUCUUCCCCCUGUUGAUGCGGGGUGACUCUUCUGACUUCCCCUGCAGUGACACCUUCAGCCAGUUCACCUAUUGGCGGGAGCAGCUGCCGGAGGUGGAGCAACAGCAAGAUUCCUAGGACUCCAGCUAAGCUUGGGCACCAACGCAGCCACACCUGGCCACCACACAGGCACAUGCAGACCAACACACAGACGGCAGCUUUGCAGUAAAAUGCAUGCCACUCUAAGCCAGGGAUGCACAACAAUGGCUGGUUUCUGGAUUUUAUGCCAACUUCUGCUCUUAAUGAUUUAAUUAGCAUCAUUUAUUUCAUCAGGCAUUUUAAUAAAGCAACGAAUUUAAGUAUUGCCUGUGUAUCCUUGCUGAAAAAGUGUCCUGAUACAGGAGUGAACAAGCAUUAGUACAGUAUGCAUGGCUAUUUAGUAAAUAAAGCCAGAUUAAUUGGUUGAAAAACAAGGAAAGUUCUCUGGGAAAGGAGUUGUGCACCCCUGCUGUACGCACAAGUGAAGGAGCACUUUUUUUCACUUUGUAUAUGCUUACAAUCAUAUUACAGUCAUAUUGUGUGUCAAGGCAUUUCUUAUCAGACACCCCAGACUUUCACAUUAUGCUAAUGUUAUUUAGAUAAUUAUAGAAAGCUAAAUUUGUCCUUUUUUGCCUUGGCUUUAUUAGUUCAGUUUCAGUGGACUGAUCGCACUGAGAAGUUGCUGGUCACAGAAAUGUACUUCAAUAUAAUGAUUUUGUGCCAAAUCCUCUGUCCUGAAGGAGAACAAGACAGAAUUGCACUUUAAUUGUAAUCUUGCACCCAUCACUAUUCAGUUUAAAGGCUCUCUGACACAGAUGGACAAAUAAAGAGUGCUCGUUUCAGGCUGAGUAGGUCACUGCACAGUAAUACAGUAAUAAUGUUGACUCUUCACAUGAAUUGAAAUGUUGCCACGAAUUGGCAUAUGUAGAUAGCUGUGGUAUGAUAAUGUCUGGUUUCAUAUAUGUGAAUCAGGUCAUAUAUGUGGAAGCCAGAAACUUUCUGUCUUCCAGUUGUAGGGUUUUACUGUCUGUUCACUGUAAUGAAGAGACCACAAGGCAUCCAAGACACCAAAGUAGUUUGAUGCUCUAUCCACUGAUGACCUCAAACAACGACUGCCAGUGAUUUUGAUCUUGAUCCUCUCAAGCAAGAGUGGCCAACCUUUGUUUUGGAGACCCACAGGAUGUGUGGGUGUUUUGUCUUUCAGCCCAAUUAAUGUAAUACAGCAGUUGUUUGCACAGUUAACCUGUGUUGGUCUGAAUUGGUUGAUGAUUUUAAGGUGAUUACCAUUUCAACCUUGUGGCUCUCCUGGGAACAUGGUGGGUAAAUCAUCCUCUUGAUCAGUUACCUGGCUGCUGCUGAAUGAUUAUUCUUUAAUUAUGGAGUGACAAAAACCCAUGUGCAGGCCUGCUAACUGACAAUGCCUAAGAGUUUAUCUGUCCUGUGGGUGCAGUAAUCACAAAACUAUUCAGCAAUAAUCAACGUCUUUUUCCUUUCCCAGUAUGAAUAGCUGAAAUGAAAACUAAUUUAUGAGUGUUAUUUUUUUACGUGAAAAAGAUUUUGAGUUGUGUGUCCCUUCCCAUGUGCAUAGUUAGAUGUUAUUUAUGUGGUGUUAAUGGAUUGUGCAUUCUUAUUGAGGAAACAUUAAUGCUACAUGUGUUUUUCAAGAGAAUUGUAUAUAGGUUAUAUAUGAAUAUCAUGAACAUAUCUGCUUUAUGUACAGGGUCAACAGAAAACAUUCUAACAGUUUCUUUCUUGUAUGUUUACCCAUUAUAGAACACAUUUCCUGAACCUGAUCUUCAUGAACAAAGGAAAUAGCCACUGUUGAGACACUAAUGUGGUUUGUCUAUAAAAUUAACUGGUUAAUUUAUUUUCAACCAGCUGCUAUUUUGCACUGAACCCAGAAUCUAGCCUGCUUGGUGACACUGUGACUUAUAUGUCCUGAUAUAUUUAUUCACAAGUUAAUAUUCAUACAAGCAAACAAUGAAAUGAGUUAUUGUAAACAAAAUACAAGCAUGACCCUCAGUUGUAAUGGUCUUUAUAAAAUUUCUUCACAAGUCUCUUUUCACUUGCAGUAAGAAUAAAUGUACUGAUUAUGUGGCAUGCAGCCAGAUAACACUGUCGGCACAUUGUGACUCCACAAAGAUGUGCAUUCUUUUGAGUGAAUUUAUAGUGUGUAAAUGUGGACAAUUAUGUAUUAUGUGUGGGAUGUGCUGCACUUCGGUAGGUUUAUUGGAAAAUUAGUAAAAUUGUAAAAAUCUGCCAAGGGAAAUGUCUGAAACAAUAUGGAGAGCCCUUGGAACUUGACUAUGGUUUCCUUGCCAUCUGACUGCAAAUCGCAAAUUACUGUAGGCCUAAUGGUGCUAUCACAAUAGACCUGGAUAGAUUUCUCUUUUGUGGUUAUAUAUGAGCCUACGCCCCCCCCCCCCCCCCCCCCCCCCCAAACACUAGGUUUGUACUUAAGGGUACAGUUCAGUUUUGCUGGAAAAGUGAUCACAUACCACUUGGGCUGAAAUUCCACCCUGUCUUACAAAAUGUUAGGCUACUGAAUGGUGUAACUUGAUCAAUUAAUUUAUCCACCUUAAAUUCUAAUAUUUUGUUACUAUAAAGCCAUAAACAUGGCAGAUCUUUGAGGCUAGAGCACGCCUUCACUAAAUGGUUUGGUAUUUCGUACAGUAUUCGCAAGCACAGUGCAUAAUAUUUUUAAAAAGUGAUUGAAAUCCACAUUGUAAAUUGAAAAUAUAAAAACAGUUUUUCUUCAAAUAAAUAUGCCUCAUAAACUCACAGGAAUGGCUGCAUUUUCAUUUUACGUAUUCAUCUGCACCUACUUAUUUGUUUAUUGUACCAAGUAGAACUGCUAUAUUCUUUCUGUGAAAGAUUUCUAUUCCAGUGAACUGUAUGGCCUUAUUCAUGGCUGCAUACGUUUGUGAGAGAUUAUUUAAUUUUGUUUAAUAGAUGUACAUGUAAUACAUUAGAUAUUUCAUUUUUAUCUAUGUAUCAAUAAUAAGUUGAAUAAACUACAAUCAAAGAUAAAA